AUGGACGGCGAAGCAAGCCCCCGCCGCUCCCCCGAGCCAGUCGAGCCGCCAGCAGUGCACGCCGAGUCGUCGAAAUCGGCGUCGCCACGGCGGCCAGACGCAGACGGCGAGGACGCCAAUGCGCCGCCAACAAAACGCGCCCGCCCGACGCGCGACCGCAAAGCAGAGGACACCACGCGCAGCCGGCGCAUGUUCGGCAACCUGCUCGGCACGCUGCAAAAGUUCAAGGACGACGACGGCAAGUCGCGCGGCAGCGAGGCGGCCAAGCGGCGCGAGCAGACGAGCGCGCGCAUCGCCGAGAGACUGCGCAGCGAGACGACCAAGCAGCAUGCGAUUGCCGAGACGGAGCGCGAGCUCAAGGCGCUCAAGGUCGCGGGCGAGAGCGCGGUCUAUGUGCUCAAGCACAAGGAGAUUGCGCUCGAGGCACAACACUCGGCGAUGCGCACAGCCGCGCGAUACCUCCACACGACGGCCGACAACCGCACGCCGCUGUUCGAGGUGCUUAUUCCUGCUGCGAGCUUGCCGCUUGCGCGCGGACCAGGACGGGGGGACAAGGGGCUCAAGGCGCUGUACUUUCUGCCAAAAGUGCUCUUACCGCACCAGGAGGAGCGGCUGCGCGCGCAGGCCGCCGACGCUGACACGGCCGCGGCGGACGCUGGCGCCGCGCUGCGUACCGAGAAGGAGGAAGCGCGGGCCGCUGCCGCUGCCAACCGCGAGCGGAUUGCCGAGCUCGGCGACAAACUGCACGAGCUCAAGGGGAAGCGUGGAGACGACUCGUCGGCGCCGCCCAGGGAAGAACCUCGCGACCGCGAACGUGAACGCGAGCGCGACGAGGUGUUCGAGGUCGACGUUACUGCGCACGGCGACGAGAUGGAGGUCGAGUAUUGA
This is a messenger RNA of Vanrija pseudolonga, 888 nucleotides long. RefSeq lists its product as uncharacterized. Lineage: Eukaryota; Fungi; Basidiomycota; Tremellomycetes; Trichosporonales; Trichosporonaceae. Gene Ontology annotation, cellular component: catalytic step 2 spliceosome. The transcript has 3 exons. The coding region runs from base 1 to 888 and encodes 295 amino acids. The record is from RefSeq and is a predicted model, not a curated record.